AAAACCACGCGCCGUUUCCAUGGAAAUCAGUACACAAACAAUCUCUUUUUCUGGCGACAGGACAAUCAGGACUGCUUGUGGAUAUUUUUCUAAACAUUUAAUAAAUGCACACUUUAUAUACAAAAAGUUUAAAGAUGCAGGACACCAACACAAACAAAGCAAAGAGAGCUGCAUCAGACAUGCCACCACCCAGUGCUGCUAAAAAGCCUCGACUUGAUCAAUCCCUCAUCACUAGUGCAUUAAAAACACUGCAGGAUUCCUGUGCAGAUGUUUUAUCUCCAAACUGGAUUGAUGCACUAGUUAAAGGGAAAUGUGACCUUCCUUCUCUGACAGAUGAAGAAAAAUCUGUCAUUUCCAAGUUUUGUGUGAACGAGUCGUUGGCAGAGACGUUUCUGAAAGCGGUUUUGGAGAAGAUCAAGGCGGAGAAAGAGUCUAUGGGACAUGAACUCCUGCAGUCUCUCUGUAGGGUUUAUGUGGGAUUGUGUCAAAAGAGAGGAGACUCUCAUAAAGCACAUGCCCUCGCCUACAGAUUUCUUAAAGAAGACUUUUCUCAAGCCCCAAAACUGAUAAUGGUCAUGGUGACAGCAUGGCCAAGUGUUUUCUCCUGUAACAGCCCUUUAUGCAGAGCCGUUCACAUCGUGUGCAAAAUGAAGGCAUACGGAAAGAUUUAUUACUUGCUCAGCAAAUAUCUGCACUGGGAUACAGAGCCUCCUGGAGACAUCUACAGAGCCAUCACCAGCACACUGAAGGCUCUUCUGAAAGACAAAAGUCUGACUUUCCAGAAGAGCAGUUGAUCUCUGUCCUGCUGCCUGGGACUACGUAUUCAGCCUGGACCUUCUCUGUGCACAACUGGGCUGGAUUUGGACCGUCUCCCAUGUUAUACGGGCGACUUGGCCAAAAUGGCCUUAAGGAGAACGUGGCAGCAUCAGUUGAGGAUCUGGUGAAAAGUGUAAAUGAGUUCAGGGGGCAAAAAGAUUUGCCGUGGGAGCUGCAGCUCGCAGUGGUUUAUGCCACUCAUGAUCUGGCACCCAGCAACCCCAAAGUCGCUCUGAACGCUUUGGAGUCGUGGAGAAAAGACCUCACAAAGCCCAUUCCUCCAGCCGUCACCAAGUGCCUGAAGCAGAUCAGCUUCCUCUGUUCUCACAUAAAGACAAAAAAAAUGAUCACAUUAAAUAAUGUUUAAUAGAUUAAAUUUUUUAUAUUUUUGUAGAUAAAUAAAUAAAAUACAUAAUAGAUCUGCACAGUGUUAUUGAUCGUCUCUUUACAGUGGCGGGUCGUGCAUUUUACACCCAAUCAUCUGCCUUCAGUCCCAAUCAUCCUCUUAAUAACA
This is a messenger RNA of Silurus meridionalis, 1330 nucleotides long. RefSeq names its product little elongation complex subunit 1-like. The record is from RefSeq and is a predicted model, not a curated record. Lineage: Eukaryota; Metazoa; Chordata; Actinopteri; Siluriformes; Siluridae. The transcript is spliced from 7 exons. Bases 105 to 794 code for a protein of 229 amino acids.